Prunus avium (sweet cherry) is the source of this 458-nucleotide messenger RNA. The record is from RefSeq and is a predicted model, not a curated record. Lineage: Eukaryota; Viridiplantae; Streptophyta; Magnoliopsida; Rosales; Rosaceae.
GUGCAGGUACUUGAGAUCUAUUACCUCUGUUUUCCUACAGAGGUAAUCAGUUUCUAUUUCUUUGUGCAGGUACUUGAGAUCUAUUUACCACAUAAUGCAACCAAUAUGGUGUUUUCGUGGUGCAGGUUUUCAUUUCAGCUAUAUAUAUGGUCAUGGACUCUUGCAUGGUUGCAUAUGAUCACACAGAACAGAGGCCUCUGUUCCUAAAGUUACUGGAUAAAAUUUCACCAACGUUAGCGAGUCUUCAUUUACCUAUGCUUAUUGCAAUGUUCAGAGUCGAGAUUGAACAAGAAACGCAUGCACGCAAUGUGCCUGUGGUCUACAACUUAUUGUUUUGGACAAAAUGUUUAAUGAGGAAAAGUGCUUUAAAUCAACUUCUAGAGGUGCAGUGCAGAAGCACUUUUCGUAGCUACUCAAGCCCUGCAUAUUGUCUCCUGCAAGGAUUAAAAGAAAGAUAG